Mycosarcoma maydis (corn smut) is the source of this 1257-nucleotide messenger RNA. Its product is annotated as putative acetyl-CoA C-acyltransferase. Gene Ontology annotation, cellular component: peroxisome. Lineage: Eukaryota; Fungi; Basidiomycota; Ustilaginomycetes; Ustilaginales. Gene Ontology annotation, biological process: fatty acid beta-oxidation; phenylacetate catabolic process. Gene Ontology annotation, molecular function: acetyl-CoA C-acyltransferase activity. The record is from RefSeq and is a predicted model, not a curated record. The transcript has a single exon. Bases 1 to 1257 code for a protein of 418 amino acids.
AUGGCUCAGCGAAUCACUCAGCUUGCUUCGCAUCUCGACCCACGCUCGUGGUCAGGCAAGGGUCUGCACGCUCACAUGGUCAAGAACGACUCGGACGUUGUCAUUGUCGCCGCCGGACGUACGCCCUUCACCAAAGCCUACAAGGGAUCCAUGAAGGACUCGAAGUUCGACCUUCUUUGCUACGAGUUCUUCAAAUCGCUCAUUGCUUCGUCCGCCAUCGACCCGGCUCUCAUUCAAGACAUCGUGGUUGGAAAUGUGCACAACGACGAGGCGCCCUACUACGUGCGUGCUGCCGCUCUCGCUGCCGGGAUUCCCAACACGACGCCGGCGAUUGUGGUCAACCGAUUCUGCUCUUCUGGUCUCAUGGCGAUCCGCACUAUCGCCAACGGUAUCCAGGCUGGUGAGAUCGAGUGUGGUCUGGCGUGUGGUAUCGAACACAUGUCGACACAGCCCAAGCGACCCACGGUCAUCUCAGAGGAACUGAGCAGGGUCAGCCAGGAGGCAGACGACUGUAAGAUGCCCAUGGGCUGGACCUCGGAGAAUGUCGCCAAAGACUUUAACAUUUCGCGCGCAAAGAUGGACGAGUAUGCGGCGCGUUCUCACCUGCGUGCGAUUCAGGCGCAGUCGCAGGGCAAAUUUGAUGCCGAGAUCUUCCCCAUUUCCGUCCCCACUGUUGGCAAGGACGGUGCGAAACAGACGACAGUAGUGAGCGCGGACGAGGGACCGCGUGCCGGAACGACGGCCGAAUCACUCGGCAAAAUCAAGUCGGCUUUCCCUCAGUGGGCACCGUCCAACACCACCGGGGGUAACGCUUCGCAGAUCACCGACGGCGCUGCUGGCGUCAUCCUCAUGCGUCGUUCGCUCGCCAACAAGCUCGGCCUGAAAGUGCUCGGAAAGUACGUCUCGUGUGCUGUUACUGGUCUCGAACCACGAAUCAUGGGAAUCGGUCCCAGCUCGGCCAUCCCAGCUCUCCUCGCACAGACCGGCGUAAAGCAAGACGAGGUCGAUCUGUUCGAGAUCAACGAAGCCUUCGCCAGCAUGUACGUCUACUGUGUCGAAAAGCUGGGCCUCGACCCCGAAAAGGUCAACGUCAACGGCGGUGCCUGCGCUCUUGGUCACCCUCUCGGUGCUACAGGCGCCAGGUUGGUCGUUACCGCAUUGAAGGAGUUGGAGAGGAGACAGCAGAAGGUCGCCGUCGUCUCCAUGUGUAUUGGACUCGGCAUGGGCGCUGCUGGUCUGAUUCUCAGGGAGGACUGA